GCUGAAAUCCAAGUGUGUGUGUAAAGGAAACUGUGUGAGAAAAAUUUGAGUUUGCUACCAAUUUGGAAAUACCGAAGUUGGGGCUACAAAGUACGGGAGCAUUGCCCAGUGGCCACAGCAUCUGCCCUUUAAACGACUCAUUACGGAAGCUGUUGAGCGGCAAACGCCAGGCGGAGUUCCCGAAAAUUGGCAAUUGAUGCCACUCACGGAAAUCGGCACUCGGCACCCUGCACCCUGCACUCUUCGGUCACAGCGGCCUGCAAUUACAGACAAGCCAGGCCGAAAGGCGACUACACGGACUCCGGCUGGGCAUCGUAUCGAAAAUGUGGCUACCAGGCCGAGAGCAGAGACUAGCAAGAACGGAUAACUAGAUGCAAAUCGUGCGAAUAGCACUCCCUAUUUGUAAUAUAUAUGUAAUACACACGCGCCUGCCCCGCCGACAGUGUACACACAUCAAUAUAUCGGCUUGAUACACACAUACGCAGUUGCAUCAGCAUGUCCGACCGUGAUUCCAAUGCCGAAUCCGACGCUGGUCCUCCCCUGAGUCAGCAGCGCGGGCAGCGGAACCGGCGCAUCAUCAUGCGGAUCGAAUUCAAGGACUCGGAGGAUUCGGCGUCGGAUCAAGACCGGGAUGAUCGCCCCUCCUGCUCCGCGGCGACGCGCCUGAGACGCAGCACCCGUCGACAGGAGGUGGCUUCGGAUUCGGAUUCCGACUCCGUGCCCCGGAAGUCUACGCGAAAGCUGCGCAAUCGCCACGGGCCGCGGAGCGAUUGCUCGUCCAGCGGCAGCGAUAUCGAUCAACGGCCCACGAGAAACGGCAAACGAAAGAAGGUAGAGUCCUCCGAUGAGGAGGAGCCCGAGGGGACGCCCAACGCGGUUGAAAGAAUCCAACCCACGCCCGCUGACCCCGACGACGGCUUCAGUUCCGACAUCAGCAGUAACGAUCUGCUGGAGAAGUGCCCCAUUUGCUUACUCACUUUCCGGCAGCAGGAGAUUGGCACGCCAGCAACAUGCGAGCACAUAUUCUGCGCGGCUUGCAUCGACGCCUGGUCCCGAAAUGUCCAAACUUGUCCUAUUGAUCGCAUUGAAUUCGACCGGAUUAUCGUGCGGGACUCUUACGCUAGUCGCCGGGUGGUGAGAGAAGUGAGGUUGGAUCUGAGUAAGUCCAAUACCGAAUUGGUCUUAGAUGACGAGGCAGGUACCGCUGAGGAGGUCACCAACUGCGAAAUCUGCGAAUGUCCGGAUCGGGAGGAUGUAAUGUUGUUGUGCGACAGCUGCAAUCAGGGAUACCACAUGGACUGCCUAGACCCGCCGCUGUACGAGAUCCCAGCUGGCUCGUGGUAUUGCGACAACUGUAUUGACUCCGACGACGAGGAUGAUAAUGAGCAGCUGGAGCUGGCAGACGACUUGAAUCAGCUAUACGAGGAUAUUAGAGGUAUGGGCUUGCCGGAGACUCGUCUCAGGGUACGUGAGGUGCAGGAACCGCCAAGAAUCCUGCGCACCCGUCAAAACGAACGCAUUAGGGCCGCUGUACUGCGACGCACUCGCUCGGGCGCUACGUCGACGGAAGAUUCCACACUGACCCGGACUCGUACCCGCACCACCACCACUACCACAACCACUACUACAACUACUCGGCGCACAACCACAAGCACGAAAAAAAAACCUGUUCAGCGGCGGCGGCGGAGAAGGACUCGCUAUCGCACCUACGUGGUCGAGUACGAUCUGAACAACUUUGACGAAAAGUUCGCCCUUAAAACCAGCAAGAAAGUGAUAAGACGGCGUAGGCGUCGGCGUCGUCGUGGGGCCGCCACUGCCUCUAGUGAGGGGCCUGGUCGACGUCUUUCAGCCAGCAAGCGACUUGCAGAACAGAUGGGAGUAAAAUCGGAAGGAUUUCAACGUUCUCACCUAAGUGGUGGAACAGCCUCCAGUUUCUCCCUAUUUGGCAAUGCGAACGACCUGGAGUAUUUCUCCGAUAGUGAGCCGGACGCAGUAAGACAGAUCAGUUCUGCUGGACUCGGAUCGACUGCAGUGCAAACCUCAGUGCGCAUUGGUAGCAUUGGAGCACCGCGCAUCCGUAAAGCCUUGCUCCAAGGCAAGGCGCGCAUAGCAGCGCCGCCCUCAGCUCCGUCUUCAGCUCCCACUGCAGACAUACUGUCUAGCAUUUUGGAUCUGCAGGAUCGCUGGCAUGAUGCUUCGCGUAACCUAGGCGAAGUACAUAUUAGGGCGGAUGGUAGCCUCAAUAUUCCCCAGAGACCUGCACCUACAGCGACAGCAGCGCCUGCACCGAAGACAGGUACUUCUAAGACCGAGAAGCAUCUAACCCAGGCACCGCUUUACCAACAGGGAGGAGGCGGACCUAACUACAACAGAGGCGGAGGAGCUGGCUCAAGUGAUAGCUACAACAAUCGUUUCAGCGGCAAUACCAGUUACCGCGGAGGUGGUGGAGGCGGCGCCGGAGGAUCUAGCGGUGGAGGUGGUGUGCCCAGCGGUAGCGGGGGAGCUUCCUCGCGACAAUUGACCGGUGAUGGAGACGGCCAAGCAGGCAGUGGCUUUGGCAACCAAAACAUUAGCAGCUCCGGCUCCAACAACAACACCAAUAUGUCAAGCUUUAUUCCGUUCCAUCUGCGAUUCAACACGCCCACCCGCCAGCAGCAAGCACGACAGCAAAACGUGCUGCCAGCCAACCAACCCACUCCUACUUUCCCUGGAAGUGCGCCGCCUCCAGCCCCAGUAGCGUCGUCAUCAAACAGUUUUUCGGGACAGACUCCAAUGUUCGCACCUCCCCUCAAUCAUCAUCCCGCACCAGUGAUGGGUAUGCCAGUUGUGCUGUCCAUACCACCUCCGCCCAUGCCACCUGCUAGCCUCCCUUGGAACAGUCCUCUCUUCAAGAUAACUCCACUUCAGCAAGCACCGGCCAAGCCCAUCGAUCCAAAUCAAAAUGACGAUGCCGACAACUGCCCGAACUUCUCAAUUUACUCACAGGAGUCGCAGGCGGUUGCUAAUGCCUCGGCAAUGCCGUCAGGGGUUCCACACGGACCAGCGGAUGCAUCUGAUAAGGAUGACGACGAUAUGAAUGAAGAUUUAGUACAAUUAGAUGAUGAUGAUGAGGAUACGGAUAUACCAUUGCCUUUGGGACCUGAGCCCGAACCCGUUCCCGAAAAAGUCAAUGAUGAUGACCUAUACGAGCCGGAGAAUCCAACCGAAGAACCUGAUGAACCCGAAUUGGUCGAAGAGUCCUGUGACGCUGUUCCAACGGAGAAGUCCGAGUCCUCCGAUCACGAGCCAAGCAACACCAACGAGGAAGCUGCACCCCCAGAGGAAAACGAUGCAGAGGAAGCUAGGACGCACAGCACUCCCAGCCCACUGGUCAAAGAGGAUCGCGCUGCGGAUCGAGAUCGGGCCAAGGGAGUACUCGAGCUUUAUGAUGAUAGCGACUGGGAGGAGCUAGACAUUGACAAACCGAAAGAGUUCGAGAAGGCACUGCUUACCGAAACGGAGGCACAAGUCAGCCCUAAGAGAGCUCCGUCUAAGCGACCAGCAUCAAAGAAGGAUACAAGCUUAGAGAAGGAUGUCAACGAAAGCGGUAGCGAGAACGAGCAGGAUCGAUCUUACACGCCCUGCCUGGACGAAAAAAAUUUGGCGGAGGAGGAAGAGGCUGGCACAACACAUCAAAAUAAUCCAAACACGAGUCCCAAAACUCGGUCCUCUAAAGUUUCCGGCGACGAGGAUGAGCCAGAGAAAGCUGCCGGUACGGAUAUUCAGUCAGAGGACGAAUUGAACAAUGAGAACGAGUCAACGCGACGCAGUCGAAGCCGUGGCACGGCUAACAAUAAAAAAGCCAAGUCAAAGUCGCGUUCAAAACGCAACAAGGGCGAGACUUUCAAAAAGGUCGGCAAGCGACAAAAGGAUCGCAAUUAUCGUGGGGACAAGCUGGAGCCAGAUGGGAGCCCGCGUCCAGACUCCAGGAGUCUCACUCCAAAGAUCCUUUCUAAGAGCCCGAGAGUCAGCAAGAGCAUUAGUCGCAGUAGGAGUGGAAGCAGGAGCAGAUGUAAGAGCAAGAGUAUUAGCAGAAGCAGGAGCAGAAGUCGUUCCCCAAGUCGCAGUAGGAACAGGCGUCGACGUAACAGCCUCUCCAAGUCCUACUCCCGCUCUCAUUCUAGGUCUCGAUCGCGUUCGAAUUCGCACAGCCGCCAGAGAUUUUCCUAUCGCGGAAGGGACCAACAGCGCGGCUUUUUCCGUGGCCGCGGAGGCCUGCGUUUUAACAACCGCAACCAACAGUUCCACAACAGGCCGUUCCAGCAUUACGGACAAAAUUAUCACCAGAACCAAAACUACCAGCAUCAGCAUAAUCAGCACCAAAAUUACUUUCACUACAACCAGCAUGGCCAGCAUCAGCAGUACUUUCAACGUCCCAAACGAAGGGAACUACCUCGCUAUGAUGUUAGAAAUGUGGUGGGCACAUCAAGACAUCAGCCACAGACCAAGGAUCGCUAUGGACGCGACGCAGUGCGGUCGCACAGAAGUCGUUCGGGAAGGCGAAACUCACGCAGUUUCUCACGUAGCCUUUCUCGUGACUCCCAGGGCUCCCCGCGCUCCCGAUCUGGUUCGGCCAAGCGACGCAGCUUUAGCAUGUCGCCAACGCCACCGCCAGGAACUUCACCUCCUCCACAUAAACAUGGUAGGGGCCGUCGAACCUCUACGAACAGACGCUAUGCCCGCUCACCCUCACCGGUACCGACUCCCCGCAAUGAAAGGGAGAGUAGUCCAGUUCAAUCAGUACACUCCAGAGGAUCGCGCUCGCACACUCCCAACCGCAUCAACGGAGAUGGUAAUAGAUCACCCCUAUAUAUGGGCUCGCCAAACUACACACCACGGAUAAGUCGCAGCCGGAGCAGAAGUCGUUCCAAGAGUCCCAAGGAUCUGCACAAGAAGAAAAAAAAGAAGUCCGAUAAGAAGAAAAGGAGGAAGAGGACGGGCAGCAGCAGUCCGACAACAGCAGCGCGGAUGCGUCGCAUUUCGCGGCAACGUGAUCCCUUCGAGGAUGCUGACGACUUCCUUGCUCCCCAGAGAAAACGAAAGAAGGUAGGAAUGACGACUGGUCAGUGGUCACCAUCGCCAUCACCCGAUCGCUGCGAUUUCCUCCACGACAGCGCCCUCCAGGACAAAAACUCGUCUUGGACGCCUCCGCUUGGAACGCCCAAGGGAUCAGGCGGCCAUUAUAAUAACGAUGGCGGGCUAACACCCAAAAAAUCCAAGCGCAAGCGGGACAAGAGCAAAAAGAAAAGGAAACAGCAUCAGCUGGAGAAGCCACGCAAAGAAAAGAAACGUAAACGUCGUACCCAGACACCAGAACCUCUGCCAUCGAAGGAAGUAUUUGCUUCGGGCAACAAUAUUCUGGUUAGCGUAAGCUUCAACAAAGAGUCGAACACAAACAAUGCUAGCGCCACGCUGGGCUCCCAGCAGCCGUCUGUAGUAACAAUCCCAUCCGGCAGGGAGGAUCUCUUGAGCAAUCGCAUGACGUCCAUGGCGUCAAUGGCCUCCAAUAGCAACAUUUGCAGUGCUGUGGGAGCAGUAAAGAAGACAAAGCGCAAGCGUAAAAAGUUGGAGGCUAAGCCGGUGGCUAUCAUCGAUCUGGAACGCUCGCCCUUCCAAGUUCAUCAGGAGCCGGCAGAUGUCAUUGUGCUCACAGACAGCGAGGAUGCGACAGAGCCACUCUCAUCGAGAAGGGAGAGGGAGCGCGACAGGGAUCACGAUCUUAUGAGGGAAAAUGGGCAAAGAGAGAAGACUCCCCAGGUCGGAUCCUUGGACGCAAUCAUGGAGACCUCGUAUGAGAACAUGACGCAGUCAACGGGUCCUAAGACACCACCUGAACCGCCUCUCGUCAAGUUCAACCUGCCUACCAAAAAGAUGCAGCACAAGGUGCGCAACAACCCUCUUCACGAAGACGUUGACGAUAUUAAUUCUGCGGAUGAGCUGGAGGCAUCAUGUUCUAUGGCACCUGCGGAGCAGACUCCCCAGCACGGCCAUGCCAGUCACGAUGGCGGUCAGAAGAUUGGCCCUAAUACCCCGCCAGAGUCGGGACCGUGCUCGCCAGAUGCCUAUGAUCCCUUCGAGCCCACCAAGUCGCCCUCACUUUCGCCGCGUUCGCCGACACCAACUCCGAGCCAAAACCUAGAGCAGCAAACAGCUAGCAUGCCGGCGAGUGGCGCAAUCGGAUCCGGAUCUGGUGACAAGGGAGAGAGUGAUGGCGCCCAUGUAACCGGGUCGAAUGCGAGCACCAACACUCAGGCACAGGGGAACGCCCUUAAUCCGGUUGAUCUGGUGAUGGCGCUGAUGAACAAACCGAACCAGAGCGGGUCCAUUCAGCAAGAGAGUGAGGUGAGCUCCGCCCAGUACAUCAGCAGCAGUUCCGUCAGCACGGGCGGCGGCGGAGGAGGUGCCGGCGGAGGCGACAACCAUGACAAGACAGCCGAUGGGAAGACCAUAACCGUUCUCUCUAAUGUGCUGCUCACGAGCAGCAGUGUGGUGUCAAGUUCGCAGCACAUACCUUCAAUUUCCAGUCCCACGCCUCCUUCAAAGAAACUCACUCCUUUGCCCAAGGCCGGAGGCAGUGUGGCCAGCAGCAGCAGUGGCGUCGGCAACAUGCCCACCACGAGUAGCGGAAUAGGUGGCCCCCGAAACGGAAGCGGCCUCGGAAAUGCCGGAGGAUCGAGCAACGCUUUAGACGACUCCUUCAGCAUGGAAAUCGAGAGUCCUUACUCGCCGGGCUCGGCGGACUACGAAGAUCUGUUCGAGCCGCCCAUUCCAAUGGAAGCCAGCAGGCGAGCGAAGGGUGGAGCAACCGGAGGCAAGGUAGAAAUUUUCGACAACCUGUUCGGAAGCAGUUCGCCCAUUAGCAACAUCCGGAUGACUUCCCGGUACAACACAGCGGUGGGCAAAAAGGCGAAUCGCACCAAGGCCGACCGAAAAUCAAAAGUAAAAGGUGCAAGGAAUCCUGAUUUUUAUGACGACGUGCCGAACUCGGCGACAGAUCUACAAAAUAAGGAUAGACUUUUACGGAAACUAAAUCGGCAGGAACGCGUCGUUGAGGAGGUGAAACUGGUGUUGAAACCGUACUUUAACAAGAAAGCGAUUACCAAGGAUGACUACAAGGACAUUAUGCGGAGAGCCGUGCCAAAGAUCUGCCACAGUCGGUCUGGUGAGAUCAAUCCGCACAAGAUUAAGAAUCUUAUUGACGCCUAUGUGAAGAAAUUCCGGGCCAAGCACAAGAAGUUGAGUCUCCUUAACACAGGACAAGUUAGCAGUGCGGUUAAGUGUGCCGCCUAUUUGAAGAAACUGUAAGCGAGCAAGCGAUCGCAUAGUAUCAGACACGUUGAGUAGGAAGAUCAAUAGAAUUUGCGGUCGCAUGCAUUCCUACAAUCUACCAUCAGAUGAAACCAACAAUAUUCACCAGCCACCAACGCAAAACUAUGGGAAAAUAAAAGAAAAACUCAUAAACUGUCAUUAACUAUUGGAAUUUAGUUGUUAAGUCAAUUUUAGGUCACACGAUUACGAAUGAUUUUAGGACGUAAGCAAAAAAUGCAGAAGUGAAUAUUUUUAAAUAACACGCAAAAGCAGGUUCACCACCCCAUUUUCGGUUACCCAAAGCACUGCAAAACUCUUUAUUUAUAUCAAGACUAGUUCAUUAGAUUGUUAAUUUGUACGACACCUGUAAUGAUAAUAUUAUAAUUGUUUCGCAUGAGCGCACUAACCAAUUGUAAGUAGUUAAGCGAAGGCAAACCCAAUUCGUAUUUUACCUCUGAUAAUUUAAACAUUUAAAUUAAACACAUUUGCGAAAAAUGAUUGAUAGCCACGACAAAUUGGCUUGCACCAAAUAAGGCGGUCAAAUAUUUUUCUUGAACGAAUUGUAAUUGAACAAUUGUAAUUAUGUAUUCAUACGAAUAACUGCAAGGGCAGUUUAGCUCAUGCAGUUCAUCUAUUAGGCACUUGAUUUCGCAUAGUCGUCUGUCAGUCAUACCUUUUUGCAACACAAUUGAUAACAGUAUAUAUACAUCUGGAAAUUGUGCUAAAUCGAUUUGUAAAUAUCCAUAUAAAUAAAAGCGAUCAAUAACUAA
This is a messenger RNA of Drosophila sechellia, 8117 nucleotides long. Its product is annotated as serine/arginine repetitive matrix protein 2. The transcript is spliced from 7 exons. The coding region runs from base 496 to 7344 and encodes 2282 amino acids. Lineage: Eukaryota; Metazoa; Arthropoda; Insecta; Diptera; Drosophilidae. The record is from RefSeq and is a predicted model, not a curated record.